CUUUCUCAAAACGUCAAUUCAUUUUACAAAAUGAAGAAACGCUAAAAGUACCAACACGCUUUAAGUAGAAUACACUCCAACAGAACGUAUAUGAACGACCAUCUCACCGGAGCCACUCCUCAGUUUCAAGCUUUUCUCUCUUUAAGAUUCGCUCUGAAAUUCGUUUUUGUUUGGAAAUAGAUUAGGAUAUUAGAUCAAUUUAUCAAAAGUUCAAUUGGUAUAUGUUUCGUGACAUUCUAUGUGUUUCGAUUUGAUGCGUGCGUUUUGAGAUAUAAAUAUGCUGAUGAGCGGGCCGGCGGUGCACCCGGUGGAGGCUCCUCCACCGGCGACGGAUGUAGCGCCGCCGAGAGUAAGGAUGAAAGACAUUCAGGGGAUGGCCGGGACCUCCGGGGCUCUCGCCCUCCGCAUCUGCCAGUUCGUCUUCGCCGCCGUCUCUCUCUGCGUCAUGGCCACCACCUCCGAUUUCCCCUCCGUCACCGCCUUCCGAUGUGAUAGUGAAUUUAUGAUACACAAUUGUGACCGGAACUUUCUUGUUCUUGUGGUCAGCUACCUUGUUGCUGCUGUUGGCUUGCAAAGUAUGUGGAGCCUUUCGCUAGCUCUAGCGGACUUAUAUGCUCUUUUGGUGAGACGAAGAUUUAGAAAUACAGGAGCUGUCAGUUUGUUUGCCAUUGGUGAUGGGAUUACCUCGACUUUAACAUUUGCCGCCGCGUGUGCAUCGGCUGGCAUCACAGUUCUCAUUGGUAACGAUCUCAACAAGUGUAAUCUGAACCACUGCACGAGGUUCAUGUCGGCUACAGCCAUGGCUUUCUUGAGCUGGUUUGCGGUUUCCCCAUCUUUUAUAUUGAACUUCUGGUCACUUGCCUCUCGGUAAACAUGUAAAAAAAUCGAAGGAACAAAAAAAAAAAAAAAAGGUUCCAUUUUAAGCGAUUAAAUGGAUUUUUGCUACUUGUAUUUUCUCAGGAUUUUGAGAUAAGACUACUGUGUAAUUUGCUGGCUUAUCAUCUGUGAUGAAGUGAAUUGGUUUGUGUAAGAAGAAAUAUUUUCCCUUAGGUGGAGAAGAGAACAUUGUAUUUUGUGGACCAUUUAGUUGGUGAAUUUAUUUUGAUUUUAUAAAAGUGUUCCUUGUGCAUUGAUAAUUUGAU
Molecule: messenger RNA, 1142 nt
Organism: Striga asiatica
Lineage: Eukaryota; Viridiplantae; Streptophyta; Magnoliopsida; Lamiales; Orobanchaceae
Source: the annotation of a GenBank genome assembly